AUGAAUACAUGAAUAAAACUGCGUAAAACAGCAGUGAUUUAAUGGGUACGUCUUUGGUUAUAUUCUUCGUCAUAAUAUUUAUAUCGGAGUCUUCAAAAGAAACAUGCCCUGUUAGAAAAAUUACACAUUAUACAUUUUGAAGGAACACCACAUAACAUAUGGUCCGGCGAUGGAGAUGUGUUUAUUAUUUUUAUGUGUGAUUUUUGGAGUGGAAGGAUACACAAUCACAAACCAGAUCCAACUUCACGAGGAUAUAUUUAAUAGAAAAUAUGACAAGGUUUUUCGGCCAGGGGAGAAUCGAGCAAUACCCACAGAAAUUAGCAUAUUUUUCUACAUGAAGAGUCUCAAGGAGUUUAUAGAAAGUGAUGGCAAAAUUGGUAUAGUAGGUACUCUUGGUUUAGAGUGGGUAGAUUAUCGACUCGUUUGGGAGCCAACUAACUAUGGUGGUGACCUUAAUCGAACUACUGUUUUUGUUUACGACAUUUGGACGCCGUAUAUAGUUCUUAUGAAUCCAUAUGAUAAAAUAAAACCGGUUCUGUUGCAAGAACUGUCUUGCAAAGCCUGGGAAACUGGAUACAUUCAAUGCUUACCGCCAAAUAUUUUCGACGCUUCGUGCGAUGCCGACGUCACAUUUUAUCCCUUUGAUUCUCAGACUUGUACGUUGCAGUUAUAUGCUCCAGGAUUUUUUUCUUCAGAGAUAAAAUUCCGGCCUGUAUUAUCGAACUUUAAUAUGGAUGCGUAUGAGGAGAAUGGACUGUGGUCUGUUGAGAGUACUCGUGUUUAUGUAAAAACUCAACACGUUGAGAAUAUAAACUUUGAAAUUCUGCAAUUGGAAAUAAAAAUACGAAGAAGAAGCACAUACUACAUAGUCAUUCUUUUGCCAAUCUUUUUGAUUAACUUCAUGCAUAUUUUAGUUUUUGCGUUGCCAAGUGAUUCAGGUGAGAGAGUAGGAUUUUCGAUCACUGUUCUUUUAACCGAGGUUCUAUUUCUUACUAUGAUUCAGGAAAAACUACCGGAAGCUUCAGAGCCAGGUCUAUCAUACUUGAUCUAUAAAUUGCUGGUUGACUUGCUGCUUAGCUAUUUAAUAAUGCUAGUAGUGGUGGUGUCAAGCAUUUUGUAUAACAAAGCAGACGCCGAAGAACCUGAAGAAUGUAUGAAAACGGAGAGUAAAUUCAUAAAGUUGUUAUGCAAAAGAAAACAAGAAAAAGGAGACAAACAUUUCUGGAAAGAUGCUGGUAAAGCUAUUGACAAAUUUUGUUUGAUUUCAUUUUUAAUUCUGUUGGCAUUAAACAAUAUCAUUUAUUUUGUAGCAGUGUUGGCUGAAGUUCGAUUUUAAAUCCAAAAUAAUAGUUUACUCAUCAAAUGUUUCUAUUUGAGAGAUCAGGCCCUGGGGCUAUAAAACUUAAGACGAGCUCACUUUUGAUUUCAGUUUCACUUUUACAAAAGAAAUCUAUAGCAGAAAAUUGAGUCUGAGAUCACGCGUGAGCUUGUCUAAGUUUUAUUGACUCGGGGCCUGAUCAUUCAGUACAUUUUGACAUAUAUUUUGUACUAUCUUAUCAAAUUAGUUUAAUACUCAUGUUUUCAAAGAUAUUGCUUAUAAAGUUUUGACACUUUUGAUGUAAAAAACAAUGAACUUGUUAUCUUAAGCUUGUUUUCAAAAGAUAGGAAAUGUAUGGAACAUUUUUAAAAUUGCUGUAGAGCUUGUUUUCACAAUUAUACUAUACAUUAGGAUGCGGUUAAGGCCAGUAUUCUUGCAUAAAGAAAAAUUCUGAAGAUAUACUGGUAUAUAAAAGAAAUCAAAAUCAUGUAAUAUUUUAAUGUAUUUUUGCAUUUUAUCUGAUUUUUUCUUCACUGUAUAAAAUCUUAAUUGCAUUUCACGCAAUCCGAUUACUUUGUUGAUACCAAUAUAUAAAUAAAAUUGUAUAUAUCAUUUUCUUCUUCGGCUUCAGCAUACAUUCAACGAAAUAUUGUAUCAACUUUCUUCGUCGUAGUUUUUCAUAUCUUAUGCAUUUCAUAAAAUAUGAGCUUCUCGGGUGCUUGGUUUCAAGUUUAUGAUUUUACCAAAAUACAAAAACCACUUGUAUCUUGUGAAUUUUAAAUCAAGUCAGUACAUAUGUUUUUCUGCUCUACAGCACAUUUCUGAUAUGACAUGUAUUGUAUGAGUUAACGCACAAAAAAUAUAAUAUAAAGAAGUCCUUUACUAACUAACCGAAAAUUGAUUCCGAGUGAAUCAUCUUCAUGAACAAAAGCUCAAGAUCAAGAUUUUGACAGAUGUCAUUCAUUUACAGGUAAAGUUAAUUUUUGAAGUUUUUUUAAAUUUGGUUAUAAUAUUGCAGUAUAAAUCCUUCAGAGUCUCAAAGCCUGACGUGAUGAUGCAAUUAAGUUAGAAGAUAAAAUGAGACCGGCUGCUUAGAUUGUAUAUAAAACGAUUCCUAUUACAGUAACAUUAGCAAAAUUUAAAUGCACAUGAAAUAAGUGAGCCAAUCGACCGAGUCGUCGUGACUUAAUACUCUAACCCAAAAAAUUGGUAGUAAUAAUAUAUUUUAAGACGCGCUAACAAAAAUGUCAUGGUUUUUUUCUCAGACAAAUGAAAGAUAUACAACAUUGAAAAUAACAAAAUAUCAAAAUGAUCCAUUGUUUGAUUCAGAUAUUAUUUCAACGAAUUAUCUGUAAAACAAUGUGUUCUAAUGAUGCAACAAAUAACAAAACCAAGUAACUGUAUCGAGGUGUUCCUUCAUAGAGAGCAGACAUAUCUAGUACUUGAAAGUAAAAAAACCGCUGAAGACCGAACGAGAAAGAAUGCAAAAUAGCGAACAAAUUGUGUAGACCAGCAUAAUUAUGUUUGAUAAAAACAUAAGACCAAAUAUCAGCAUAAUCUGGUUAAUGUCGUUAUGUUACAAAAACAACAAGGGCCAAUAGUCACAUCGUUAACCUGAUCAAUAGUUUUCGUAUCAUUCUAUUUAAAUGUUUAAAUAUUAAUUUCAUUGUGAAACGCUUACAUA
Magallana angulata is the source of this 3002-nucleotide messenger RNA. RefSeq names its product acetylcholine receptor subunit beta-like. Bases 170 to 1336 code for a protein of 388 amino acids. The transcript has a single exon. The record is from RefSeq and is a predicted model, not a curated record. Gene Ontology annotation, molecular function: neurotransmitter receptor activity; extracellular ligand-gated monoatomic ion channel activity; transmembrane signaling receptor activity. Lineage: Eukaryota; Metazoa; Mollusca; Bivalvia; Ostreida; Ostreidae. Gene Ontology annotation, biological process: monoatomic ion transmembrane transport; signal transduction; nervous system process. Gene Ontology annotation, cellular component: synapse; membrane; neuron projection.